AUGCCUAGCGUCCAGGACAUCACAAACGGCGUCGACGAGCUCGACAUCAUCGACGACGCCGACAUCGACUUCUCCGACAUUGAACAGAAAUACUCGGUCAAGUUCGACGAGGGCCUCGACGAUGUCAUCGUCAUCGAGGGCGUCCCCGUCAUCACCGAGUCGCGCCAGCAGAAGCUCUUCGAGACCAUCCAGAAGCGCUUCAAGACUCAGGCAGGCAUCGACAUCGCCGUCGACGGCAUGCACAUCCCCUACGCAGACAACGGCGAGUCCAAGGGCUACCUCUUCGUCGAGAUGGCCUCCGCAGAGGACGCCGCACAGGCCAUCCGCCAGAUGGACGGCUACGCCUUCGACAAGAAGCACCGCUUCUCCGUCCACCGCUUCACCGACGUCGAAAAGUUCGCCAGCCUCUCCGAGACCUACGAAGAGCCCGCCGAGGAGGAGUUCAAGCCGCGUGAGCACCUCCGCUCCUGGCUCGCCGACCCGGCCGGCCGCGACCAGCUCGUCAUCUGCCGCGGCGACGACGUCGAGAUCGCCUGGCACAACCGCUCCUCCGAUCCCCAGGUCGAGCACAGCCGCCCGCGCUGGACAGAGAGCUACGUCCAGUGGUCGCCGCUCGGCACCUUCCUCACCACCUUCCAUCGCCAGGGCAUCCAGAUCUGGGGCGGCCCCUCGUGCGAGCGCUUCAUGCGCUUCCCGCACCCGGGCGCACGCCUCGUCGACUUUUCCCCGAGCGAAAAGUUCAUGGUCACCUGGUCCCACGAGCCCAUCCAGGUCCCCGACAACGCUCCCAUCGGCCCCCAGUUCUUCGGCCCCGAGGACGAGGGCAACCGCAUCGCCGUCUGGGAGGUCCGCACCGGCCACCUCCUGCGCACCUUCCCCGUGCCCCAGGAUGAGAACGGUCAGCCCGGCCAGCUCAAGGGCUUCUCCUGGCCCUUCCUCAAGUGGAGCCCAGACGACAAGUACUGCGCGCGUCUCAACCCCGGCCAGGCCAUCAGCGUAUACGAGACACCGUCCAUGGGCCUGCUCGACAAAAAGUCGAUCAAGGUCGAGGGCGUCGUCGACUUUGAAUGGUGCCCCAUGGGCGACAAGGACCGCGAGGUCGCCGAGGCGGGCAAGCCCAACAAGAAGGCCCGCGACAACAUGAUCGUCUUCUGGCAGCCCGAGGUGGCCAACCAGCCGGCGCGCGUCACCGUCAUGGCCGUGCCCUCGAGAACGAUCCUGCGAUCCAAGAACCUCUUCAACGUCUCGGACUGCAAGCUGCACUGGCACCCGCAGGGCGACUACCUCUGCGUCAAGGUCGACCGCCACACCAAGACCAAAAAGUCGAUGUUCUGCAACCUCGAGAUCUUCCGCGUGCGCGAAAAGGAGUUCCCCGUCGAGGUCGUCGAGCUCAAGGACCCCGUCACCGCCUUCGCCUGGGAGCCUUUCGGAACCCACUUUGCGCUCAUCUCGAGCAACGAUCCGCAGCUCGGCACGCCGGCGCCCGGUAUCACCAUCAAGACCCAGCUCAACUUCUACCACCUCCAUCCCAAGGGCGACUUCCGCCCGCUCAAGGUGCUCGACAACAAGACGCUCAACACGCUCUUCUGGUCGCCGCGCGGUCGCCACAUUGUCGCCGCCACGCUCGGCAGCUCGCAAAAGUUCGACCUCGAGUGGUACGACGUCGACUUCAUGCACGAGGUGCGACAGGGCAACCCUUCGGCCGACCCGGCGGACGACGUCAAGCUGAUCGGCACCGGUGAGCACUACGGCAUCACCGACCUCGAGUGGGAUCCCUCGGGACGCUACGUCGCCACCUCGGCCUCCGUGUGGCGCCACUCGCUCGAGAACGGCUUCGCCAUCUGGGACUUCAAGGGCCAGGAGCUGCAGAAGCACAUCCAGGACCGAUUCAAGCAGAUCCUCUGGCGCCCGCGCCCGCGCACCUUGCUGUCCAAGGAGGACCAGAAGAAGGUGCGCAAGAACCUGCGCGAGUACUCGAAGCAGUUCGAGGAGGAGGAUGCGGCCGAGGAGUCGAACCUCGCUUCGGCGGAGCGCGAGCUGUACCAGCGCAUCCUCGAGGAGUGGAAGGCGUGGCGUGCGCGCUCGCGUCGCGAUCUCGAGCAGCUGCGCGAGGAUCUCGGACGCGAGGCGGUCGGACAGAGUGUCGACCACGCCAAGAAGCUGGCCGAAGAGGCGACCGAGGAGGUGCAAGAGUGGAUGGAGGAGAUCAUCGAGGAGACCGAGGAGGUGCUCGCCUGA
Messenger RNA from Moesziomyces antarcticus, 2238 nucleotides. RefSeq names its product translation initiation factor eIF-3b. Gene Ontology annotation, molecular function: translation initiation factor binding; translation initiation factor activity; RNA binding. Gene Ontology annotation, cellular component: eukaryotic translation initiation factor 3 complex. NCBI's taxonomy places the organism in Eukaryota, Fungi, Basidiomycota, Ustilaginomycetes, Ustilaginales, Ustilaginaceae. The transcript has a single exon. Bases 1 to 2238 code for a protein of 745 amino acids. Gene Ontology annotation, biological process: translational initiation. The record is from RefSeq and is a predicted model, not a curated record.